UCCUCCGUUGCCGUGGUGACGGGGCCUACGCGUCAAGGUGUCGCUGUUUCUCUUCGCAGCAAGAGGCGCGUUAGUGGCGGCCGGACUUUCCUCUCGUUCCCCGGAGCCGGCGCCAUGUCUCUGCGGACGCUGCCGCUGCUGGUGCUCAACCUGGGCGGGGAGAUGCUGUACAUCGUGGACCAGCGGCUCCGGGCCCAGAGCAUCCCGGGGGACAAGGCCCGCCAAGAUGAAUGGACUGAUGGGGACAGGAGACGAGUCAUGAACGACAUCAUUGGGGGCAUAUUCAACAAAAAAUUUAUGGAUGAGCUGUUUAAGCCGCAGGAGCUCUACUCCCGAAAGGCCCUGAGGACUGUCUUUGAGCGCCUGGUCCAUGCCUCUAUCAUGAGACUGAAUGCGCCCAGCAUGGACAAGCUCUAUGACCUCAUGACCAUGGCGUUCAAGUACCAGGUCCUGCUCAGCCCUCGCCCCAAGGACCUUCUUCUCAUCACUUUCAACCAUCUGGACACCAUCAAGGAGUUUAUCUAUGAGUCGCCCAAAACCCUGACCCAGGUGGACAUCACCUUCCGAAGGCUCAUCGAUGCGUACGGCUCACUCUCUGCUGGGGAAUUUCAGCUUAUCCGGCAAACAUUGCUCAUCUUCUUCCAGGACAUACACAUCCGGGUUUCCAUCCUCUUGAAAGAUAAAGUGCAGAACUCUAAUGGACAUUUUGUGCUGCCAACCUCAGGCCCCGUCCCCUGGGGAACAGAUGUCCCAGGAGUCAUCAGGCUUUUCAACAGUAAAGGAGAUGAAAUCCAACGGACUGAGUUUCCUCAAGGUGGAAAUUACAUCCUGCCUUACCGGGAAGGCUCUUUCGACCUUCAUGGAGACAGGGUCAUUAAACUGGGGACAAACAUAUAUAGCAUCAGCCGACCUGUAGAGACAGAUACGUCGGGGGCCACCAAAAAUUUAGUCUCCCGUGUAAAGGAGAACACGGCCCCCAAUCCUCUGGCGAAGGAAGAGCUGAACCUCUUGGCCCGGCUGAUGGGGGGCCUGGAGGUCAAGAAGCCCCCCGGCAAUGAGACUGGCUUCCGGCUGAACCUCUUCACCACAGACGAGGAGGAAGAUGAGCAGCUGUGGCUCUUUCUCCGUUCCCUGCAGACAUGCUGCCUUGGCCCGUCCAGAGGAAUUGACAUAUCAAGUUAUCAACAUCCAAGCAGACCAGGACCAGCAGCGGAAUGAGGAGCUGGCACGCAUCAUGGGGGAAUUUGAGGAGGAGAAAGAGGGGGAGCCCCAGCCACCCGGCAGCAAAGGGGCCGACCUGCUGGCCAUGAUGGACGAGCUGUGACCAACGGCUGAGCCUUUCCUGCCAUCUCCAUGUGGUCAGCAACGCCUCUUGCUGCGCCAGUCUUCUGUGGACUGGAGUGGCCCUUCAGCCCAUUCAUCCCUCCAUCUGCGGGGGGCCAUUUGAGGGGCUUAGAUGUGUUUGAGUCACCCACCUUUUCUCCGGCUGGGAGGGAGGAGGCCCAAGCGAAGGGGGCCAGGGCAAUGGCCGAAGCCCCAGAGGGUGCCUUGAGAGUCGAAAGAGGGAGCAGCCAAAGAGCAAAUCCACAGCAGCAUUCCAGUCCUGUGUGUGUUAAACCCGUGAGCCUAAAAACACAUCCCAUACCUGGUGAGGCGGCCUCAUUAGGAGGCAAGUAAAAAACAAAACCCAUGCCGUGUUAGAUAGUCUGUGUGUGUUUGCUGACUGGAGCAGAACCAGCAGCCCUUCUUCACUCUGGGUUUGGGGACCAGGUCUGCCGUCAUGUCCAACUGUGGCAAUAAAGUCUAGAAAAGGA
Molecule: messenger RNA, 1814 nt
Organism: Anolis carolinensis (green anole)
Lineage: Eukaryota; Metazoa; Chordata; Lepidosauria; Squamata; Anolidae
Gene: oscp1
Product: organic solute carrier partner 1
Exons: 11
Coding region: 115-1218 (367 amino acids)
Biological process (GO): transport
Cellular component (GO): plasma membrane; cytoplasm
Source: RefSeq, a predicted model, not a curated record